GUUAACAGUGAUGGCUGUGAGGUGAAGCCUUGCAGGAAAGUGGCUGUGAUUCAAUGCUGUGCAGUAACCUUGGCUUCUGUUUCCUGCGCUUCUAAAGCAGAUCUAGGAAGACGCACCUCCACUCCAGCACCCCAGAGCAAAAUCCCUUCUGAUGGGAAACUGCAGCGUAAGCAGAAACACCGAGAGUCGACACCCCAAAAUGAAUAUGUGAAGAAACUGAGAACUCGCUCGGUUCAGAAUCUUUCUGCACAAGAUAGCCGACCACUUCCUGUGGGAUAUACAGCGACUCCACAUCCCGACAGUUCUGCAACCCAGGGCAACUUCAUUUCCAUACAAACUCCCCAGCAGAUUCCUUCAGAGCAGAUCUUGUAUCACUGUACUGAAUGUGGCACCAAUUUCAGUGACCGGGGAAAGCUGAAAAUACACCAGCGUAGUCACACAGGAGAGAAACCAUAUGAGUGUCCUGACUGUGGGAGGAGUUUUAAUCAGAAAUGUAACCUGAGAACACACAAGCUAACUCACACAGGAGAGAAACCGUUUCACUGUGCAGAUUGUGGGAAGGGUUUUAAUCAGAAAGUACACCUUCAAAUACACCAGCGAAUUCACACGGGAGAGAAACCGUUUCACUGUGCAGAUUGUGGGAAGACAUUCAGAUUUGCAACUGGAUUAAAAGUACACCAACGUAUUCACACAGGAGUGAAAACAUACGAGUGUUCUGACUGUGGGAAGAGUUUUAUUCAGAAAAGUAACGUUCAAGCACACCAGCGAAUUCACAAGGGAGAGAAACCGUUUCACUGUGCUGAUUGUGGGAAGAGUUUUAAUCAGAAAGGUGCUCUUCAAAAUCACCAGCGAAUUCACACAGGAGAGAAACCGUAUGAGUGUCCUGACUGUGGGAGGCGUUUCAGUUACAAAUGUAACCUUCAAACACACCAGCGAAUUCACAAGGGAGAGAAACCGUUUCACUGUGCUGAUUGUGGGAGGAGUUUUAAUAAGAAAGGUGCUCUUCAAAAUCACCAGCGAACUCACACAGGAGAGAAACCGUACGAGUGUCCUGACUGUGGGAGGCGUUUUAAUCAGAAAUGUAACCUUCAAACACACCAGCGAAUUCACACAGGAGAGAAACCGUAUGUGAGUCCAGUAUGUGGGAGGAGUUUCAGUCGAAGACGCAGCCUCAGAACACACCACAUAACCCACACUUGAGUGAAACCUUUUGAGUGUAGUGAGUGUGGGAAGAGAUUUGUAGAGUCAAAAAAACUAAAGAAACACAGUCUAGUUCACAGAGAUUCAGUCAGUCAGGACACUUAAAAACAAAAAAAAGAAUUCAGUUUACUCAAUAAAAGCAUCUCAAUCACACCAGAAUACCAAAGCAGACCCUGCGUCUCUCUCGUCGGUCUCAAAUACAGGCAACUGUGAAAAUAAACAAAUUCAACUCAAAAAAAUCCCAAGCCUGCUGUGUAGGCAAAUGAUUGUAGCCCUGUUUCCUACAGCAGUGCUUCUGAAACUGGGGAGGCACAGAAUGUAUCUUGGGGGGGGGGGGGGGUGGUGAGAAAGCUCAUGCAAACAUGUGUAGAAAUGAACGCACACAUCUUAACCUGUAUAUAUAUUAAAACAAAUGCUACUGCUGACACCUCCUGCCACACGAAGUACCGCAGACAAGAGGAAGGGUCCCAGGGUGUCAGCUUCAACAACAUUACUGGGGAGUGGCUUCCAGACCCUCACCAGUCUCUGUGUAAAAAAAAGUGCCUCCUAUUUUCUUCUCAAUUUAAGGGUCUAUAUUUUCAGUGACAGAUCUUAGAACAUUAGUAGCUACACCACAACCCUGCAGAUUUGU
This is a messenger RNA of Acipenser ruthenus (sterlet), 1831 nucleotides long. Its product is annotated as zinc finger protein OZF-like. Gene Ontology annotation, cellular component: nucleus. The record is from RefSeq and is a predicted model, not a curated record. Gene Ontology annotation, biological process: regulation of transcription by RNA polymerase II. Gene Ontology annotation, molecular function: RNA polymerase II transcription regulatory region sequence-specific DNA binding; DNA-binding transcription factor activity, RNA polymerase II-specific. The annotation marks the transcript as partial. Lineage: Eukaryota; Metazoa; Chordata; Actinopteri; Acipenseriformes; Acipenseridae. The transcript has a single exon.